UAUGCCAUCAUCCUCAUGGCUCUGUUCUGGUGCACAGAGUGCAUGCCUCUGGCUGUGACCGCCCUGCUGCCAGUCGUCCUCUUUCCUAUGAUGGGCAUCAUGACGGCCGCAGAGGUCAGUAUUGAAUACCUGAAAGACUCUAACAUGCUGUUCAUUGGCGGCCUGCUGGUGGCCAUUGCGGUGGAGCAGUCGAACCUCCAUAAGCGCAUCGCCCUGCGAGUUCUGCUGGUGGUUGGCGCUCGUCCGGCCCUGUUGAUGAUGGGCUUCAUGAUCGUCUCGUCCUUCCUCUCCAUGUGGAUCAGCAACACGGCCACCACGGCCAUGAUGCUGCCCAUCGCCGAAGCCAUUCUGCAGCAGCUGAAAGCCAUUGAGAUCCAGGCGGAUGAGCGAGAUUUUCCUGUUGCGGCUGACGACAACCACGGGUUUGAGAUGGAGCCCAGACCCACCAAGCUGGAAAUAAGCAACGACAAUCAGCCAGACACCAACACUCAGCAGGAGGACACAGUGUCGAUGGAGGACAGGUACCUACUCUUGACCAAGGGGAUGAGUCUGUGCGUGUGUUACUCUUCCAGCAUCGGAGGCACGGCCACGCUCACCGGCUCGACCACCAACAUCAUCCUCAAGGGCCAAGUCGACAAGAUGUUUCCUGAAAAUGGUGACGUGAUCAACUUCGCCAGCUGGUUCGCCUUCUCUUUCCCCAACAUGGUUCUCAUGCUUGUGAUUUCCUGGAUCUGGCUUCAGUUCAUGUUCCUGGGCUUCAACCUGAAGGAGUCAUUUGGCUGUGGCGUGAAGAGCGGCAGAGAUCAGGAGGCGCGUGAGGUGAUGAGGGAGGAGUACCUCAAGCUGGGCCGCAUAAGGUUUGAUGAGGUGGCGGUGCUCGUCAUCUUCACCACGCUGGUGCUCCUGUGGUUCACCAGGGAGCCGGGCUUCAUUGACGGCUGGGCCACGGUGCUCUUCAACCAGGAAAAGGCGUUUGUGUCUGACGGAACCAUCGCCAUCUUAAUGUCGAUGCUUUUCUUCGUCAUCCCCGCCCAGCUGCCGAGGUUCGGAGGCUACGGUUACGACGAAGCAGGUAAGAAGAUUAAUUCCCCCCCCAAUCUGCUGAACUGGCAGAAGGUCCAUGAGCGAAUGCCCUGGAGCAUCAUCCUGCUGCUGGGAGGAGGCUUUGCUCUGGCGGCCGGAAGUGAGAGAUCCGGUCUGUCCACGUUGUUGGGAGACAGCCUGUCCCCUCUGGAGAAAAUCCCCCCCUACGCCAUCUCGCUGCUGCUCUGCCUGCUGGUCGCCACAUUCACCGAGUGCGCCAGCAACACUGCCACCACCACCUUGUUCCUGCCAAUCCUGGGCUCAAUGGCCAUAGCGAUAAAGAUACACCCGCUGUACGUGAUGCUGCCCUGCACCCUCGCUGCCAAUCUGGCCUUCAUGCUGCCGGUGGCCACACCACCCAACGCUGUCGCCUUCUCCUUUGGAGGACUCAGAGUCAUUGACAUGGUGAAAGCUGGCUUCAUGCUGAACAUCUUAGGGAUUUUGACCAUAAACUUGGGCAUCAACACCUGGGGAUACGCCAUGUUUGACUUGGGCAACAUCCCCGCUUGGGUCAACGCUACCCUGAGCCAACCCUGAG
Molecule: messenger RNA, 1621 nt
Organism: Limanda limanda (common dab)
Lineage: Eukaryota; Metazoa; Chordata; Actinopteri; Pleuronectiformes; Pleuronectidae
Product: solute carrier family 13 member 2-like
Exons: 11
Coding region: 16-1620 (534 amino acids)
Biological process (GO): monoatomic anion transmembrane transport
Cellular component (GO): membrane
Molecular function (GO): transmembrane transporter activity
Source: RefSeq, a predicted model, not a curated record